CUAGCAGUCGCGUCCUCUGCAGCAUAAGCUCGCGUGCAGCAUCUCCCUCUCGUCGCGCAGCGAGCGCUUCUUGUCCCUGCCUUUCUCCUGUAUAGUCGAAUAAGAAAUGCUUAUAGAAUCCAGUCAGUCAUUUAUCAAUGUCUGUGGAUUAGUGUAUAUGGGGUCGUACUUGUUUUAUUUCGGUAUCUAAUUCAUCGAUCCUAUUGCAUAGGUAGUUGGCCUUCAGAGAGAUGCGCUUCUCAUCGGCUAGUAACUUAGCAUAAUCGCCUAUCUCUCCCAGUCCCAGCAAACUUGCCGCCCGCUCCAGACCACACAGUCGAUGGGUGGACCACAAAAUCUCGCUGUGUAUCCUCAGCCUUUUCGUCACGUCCUCUUCCUAUACGCGAGUGCGAAACACAGCAGGUAUCUAUGGUUUUCGAUCAAUCGAUCAGCUGUAUUCGCUACUGUCUGCAAUCCGUACUUGCCGCCGUCGUACGUCCAACGCCAUUUCAUCCUUCUUGAGCUCCUCAAUAUCGUUCUCCAAUUGCUGAAGAGAUCGCCUUAUCUCUUGCCUUCUUUCUGGGUCUUUGUGAACCUGCCCCAUCAGACGCCAGUAUGAGCCAUUCUUUAGGGCGAGUUGCAUCAGAAGCCAGAGAGAGCUUUUGUUUAUUUCCUCCUCCAAGAUCUCUGUCGGGUCAGGCUGCUGGGGCGAGUCGCCAGUGCUUGCGGCCUGAACAAAUGCCAACCAUGGGGCACACACAGACUAUGCAUGAAGGUCCGAUUGGUUGCGUUGAACCUGCCUGCCUGCCUCCCUUCUGCAUUCUCGCCUCCUUACUCUUCUGGUUCGAAGGCGCUUUUGUCCCAGCCGCAGGGCGGAAUACGCAAUCAU
Vitrella brassicaformis is the source of this 868-nucleotide messenger RNA. The record is from the annotation of a GenBank genome assembly. NCBI's taxonomy places the organism in Eukaryota, Vitrellaceae.